Molecule: messenger RNA, 2614 nt
Organism: Gekko japonicus
Lineage: Eukaryota; Metazoa; Chordata; Lepidosauria; Squamata; Gekkonidae
Product: pseudouridine-metabolizing bifunctional protein C1861.05-like
Exons: 21
Molecular function (GO): pseudouridylate synthase activity; kinase activity
Source: RefSeq, a predicted model, not a curated record
CUGAUCACUGGCUGGCCCUACAUUCAGACAAGGAACCAUGGGAAUGCCGGUUUGUAUCUUGGGUUCCCACACAACUCGGAUGGCUCAGUGUGUCCUCCAAGUAAGAAGAGGUUUGCACAGUGUUGGCUUCAAAGUUCACCCUUUCGUAAAGGAAGCUCUGGACAAUGGGAGGCCUGUUGUUGCCUUGGAAAGCACGAUAAUUACCCACGGCAUGCCAUAUCCCCAGAAUCUGAGCACAGCCAGAGAGGUAGAGGAAAUCGUAAGAACAAAUGGUGCUGUGCCAGCCACUGUAGGCAUUUUGAAUGGCUGUAUCCAUGUAGGCCUCCAGAAUGAUGAACUCGAGCGUCUGGCAAAAACAAAAAAUGCAGUGAAGGUAUCCCGCAGAGACUUUCCCUAUGUUCUCAGCCAGGGCUUGUCCGGUGGUACUACUGUGGCAGGAACUAUGCUUGUGGCACACAAAGCUGGUAUCCCUGUGUUUGCGACGGGAGGGAUCGGAGGGGUCCACCGUGGAGGAGAAAAAAGUUUAGACGUGAGUGCUGAUCUGACAGAGCUAGGCCGAACUCCUGUCGCUGUCAUUUCUGCGGGUGUCAAGUCUAUACUGGAUAUUGGUAGGACACUUGAAUAUCUGGAAACUCAAGGGGUCUGUGUGGCCACCUUUGGAGAAUCCAGAGAGUUCCCAGCCUUCUUCUCCCGUCAGAGUGGCUUCCAAGCACCCUAUAAGGUACAAAACGAGGAGGAUGCUGCUAAACUGAUUGCCAGGUCCUCGGCCUUGCAGCUGGGCAGCGGAGUGCUGAUCGCAGUGCCCUGCCCGGAGGAGGAAGCUGCUUCAGGACAGCUUAUUGAAGAAGCGACCCAGCAGGCCUUGAGGGAGUCUCGAGCUCUUAUUCUUCCAUUGGCAGGAAUCACAGGAAAGGAGCUCACGCCCUUCUUGCUGCAGAGAGUGAAUGAAUUGUCUAGUGGAAAAUCCCUCCAUUCCAGUAUUGCCUUGAUCAAGAACAAUGCCAAAGUGGGCAGCCAAAUAGCCGUGGCCCUGAAUAAAAUCCAGAGGACCCAAGGGAGGAGAGAUGGCCCCUCUCCGAGUGGAAAAGCGGUUUCUGCUCCAAGACCAGUGGUGAUUGGUGGCAUCAACGUUGAUUUCAUAGCCAAGGCAAAAAGUUCAGCAAUAGUGGACGGAGGACAAACAAACCCAUCAACGGUGAGACAGUCUUUUGGUGGCGUGGGGAGGAACGUGGCAGAUUGCUUAAGUCGCCUUGGGAAAAUUCCUGUCUUUAUCUCAGCAAUGGGGAAGGAUGAGCAUUCUGAGUCUGUCCUACGUCACUGCAGGCAUAUGGUGUCUGGAUUCAGGGAGAACCUGUGCCGGGCACCGCUGGUAUGCAUCGACGGGAAUGUACCAGUUUCCACCAUUCAGUAUGUCUGUCAGUUUGCCAGAGAACAUCACUUAGCAGUGUAUUAUGAGCCGACAGAUGUGGACAAGGCUUCCAAGCCGUUCUUCUCAGACAGCUGGAGAGCCCUGGCCUGUGUCUCUCCCAAUCUGCGGGAGCUGAGGGCAAUCAGCCGGACCCUGGGACACCCUGUGCCAGCAGAUCUGCCAUCCAAGCUGGAAGACGUCGUCGAGACUGCCGUGGCCCUUGUCCUCCCCUUACUGAGAGAGUUGCACUGUGUGGUGGUAACACUUGGCCAGCACGGCGUCCUCGUGUGUGGCCAGAGCAUGGACGGGAGUGUCUCUCUUCAUCCUGGAUCUUGUAGCAAGACCACGACAGGUGAGCUGUGCGUCACUCACUACCCAGCGAUCCCAGUCCCCGUGGAGGAGAUAGUGAAUGUCUCUGGAGCAGGUGACAGCUUAAUGGCUGGAAUAAUUGCUGGGCUGCUCGAUGGCGAGGACACAGAUAGCUGUGUCCGAAUGGGCCUCUUAUCCGCCAGCCUCUCUCUCCGUUCCUGUGAGCCUGUUUCUCCCGAGAUCAAUGCCGCCAGUGUGAUGCCAUUUCUUUUCCUGGACGAAGCCAGUGGGCAGUUGGCUGGGGGAAAGCCGGCUGCCGAAGAGCACUCCGCUGCCUCUGCAUCUGCCAGGGGCAAGAAGACCCCUGCCUCCUUCCCUGAAGGAGAUGGCGGGAGAGGUGCGAGAAGAGAGCCCUCCGGGGGGCUGCAGAAGGCAGGAGGCGGCGCUGGAGCUCAGGACGGAAGCCAGAGCAAAAUGGUGAGCCCAGCCACCAAUAAGUUGGCUGCUGGCAGCAAGAAGCCGUCUCCCCAGCUGCCCCCUCCGAAAAGGAGAAGCCAAGGGCUUCAGAAGCACCUGAAAGGCCACGGGAAGUUUAAUACAGACACGGUAUCUUAUUUUGCUGAGGUUUUCAGCAUUCCUGUUUCGGGAUUCAGUCGAAGACCUGCAAAAGACCCUCGGACUGUGACGGCUGCUUGGGCCUCUACACCUGCAAACUGCCAAGGGGGAAGUGUGACUUAAAAGCAGUCUCCCGGAAAACAGGUACCCCAUAAAUUCAUCGGGCAGGCUUACACAGGUGAAUGUGGGACCCUUGCCCUAUCUGUGCCUCAGUGUGGCAUGUGGUUUCCCACAGAGUAUCCAGAACAGAUGAAGGUCCCAAGGAUCCUCUCCAUCUUUUAG